This is a messenger RNA of Rosa chinensis, 3493 nucleotides long. RefSeq names its product cellulose synthase A catalytic subunit 7 [UDP-forming]. The coding region runs from base 117 to 3266 and encodes 1049 amino acids. The record is from RefSeq and is a predicted model, not a curated record. Gene Ontology annotation, molecular function: cellulose synthase (UDP-forming) activity. Gene Ontology annotation, cellular component: trans-Golgi network; plasma membrane. The transcript is spliced from 12 exons. Gene Ontology annotation, biological process: cellulose biosynthetic process; plant-type primary cell wall biogenesis. NCBI's taxonomy places the organism in Eukaryota, Viridiplantae, Streptophyta, Magnoliopsida, Rosales, Rosaceae.
GACACCAAAUAUCACAUGCCGCACUCUACCUAGUUCCAUUCAUAUAACACAAACUCCUCCUUCACCAUCUACAUCACCAUUUCUCCUUCUUUCCUCUCACAGCUAACACACCCGCCAUGGAAGCCAGUGCCGGACUUGUUGCCGGUUCUCACAACAGGAAUGAACUCGUCGUCAUUCAUGGUCACGAAGAGCACAAGCCUUUGAGGAACUUGGACGGCCAGGUUUGCGAGAUAUGUGGAGACGAGGUUGGACUGACGGUGGAUGGAGACUUGUUUGUGGCUUGCAAUGAGUGUGGAUUCCCUGUGUGCAGGCCUUGCUAUGAGUAUGAGAGGAGAGAAGGCUCUCAGAACUGCCCUCAGUGCAAAACCAGGUACAAGCGUCUCAAAGGAAGCCCCAGGGUGGAGGGAGACGAUGACGAAGAGGAUGUGGAUGAUAUUGAGCAUGAAUUUAACAUGAAUGAAGAUGAUCAACACAAUAAGGGUAUCAAAAACAAUGAGCAAAUCGCGGAAGCAAUGCUCCAUGGAAAGAUGAGCUAUGGAAGAGGACCAGAUGAUGAGGAGAAUUCCCAAUUCCCACCAGUUAUUGCUGGUGUCAGAUCCCGCCCGGUUAGCGGCGAGCUCACAUACUUAUCUCAUGGUUAUGGAGAUAAGCCUUCUCCGUUGCAUAAACGAGUUCAUCCAUAUCCACCUUCUGAGCCUGGAAGUGAAAAAUGGGAUGAGAAGAAAGAUGGAGGGUGGAAGGAAAGAAUGGAUGAUUGGAAAUUGCAGCAAGGCAAUUUGGGAGGGCCUGAACCUGAUGACAUGAACGACACAGACAUGUCAAUGAUUGAUGAAGCUAGGCAGCCACUGUCAAGGAAAGUAUCAAUUGCAUCUAGCAAGAUCAACCCUUAUCGAAUGAUCAUUGUGGCUCGGCUGUUUAUUUUGGCUGCAUUCCUCCGGUAUAGACUUAUGAAUCCGGUUCAUGAUGCACUUGGUCUCUGGUUAACUUCUGUCAUUUGUGAGAUUUGGUUUGCAAUUUCAUGGAUCCUUGAUCAGUUCCCUAAGUGGUACCCUAUUGAGCGCGAGACCUACCUUGAUCGCCUUUCACUAAGGUAUGAGAGGGAGGGUGAACCAAAUAUGCUAUCCCCAGUAGAUGUGUUUGUGAGUACUGUGGAUCCCAUGAAGGAACCUCCACUUAAUACAGCAAAUACAGUCCUUUCAAUCUUGGCCAUGGACUAUCCUGUUGAAAAAAUCUCAUGCUACAUUUCUGAUGAUGGAUCUUCCAUGCUCACCUUUGAGGCCUUGUCUGAAACAGCAGAAUUUGCAAGGAAAUGGGUACCCUUUUGCAAGAAAUUUUCUAUUGAGCCUAGAGCCCCCGAGAUGUACUUCUGUGAGAAGAUUGAUUACCUAAAGGACAAAGUUCAGCCAACAUUUGUCAAGGAACGUCGAGCUAUGAAGAGAGAAUAUGAAGAGUUCAAGGUUAGGAUAAAUGCGCUUGUGGCCAAAGCCACAAAGGUUCCUCCAGAAGGGUGGAUUAUGCAAGAUGGGACACCAUGGCCCGGAAACAAUACUAAGGACCACCCUGGUAUGAUUCAGGUCUUUCUUGGUCACAGUGGAGGCCUUGAUACUGAAGGAAAUGAGCUCCCUCGUCUUGUCUAUGUGUCUCGUGAGAAGAGGCCUGGCUUUUCACAUCACAAGAAGGCUGGUGCCAUGAAUGCCUUGGUCCGCGUCUCUGGAGUGCUCACCAAUGCUCCCUUCAUGCUCAACUUGGAUUGUGAUCAUUAUGUUAACAACAGUAAGGCUGCAAGAGAAGCCAUGUGUUUCUUGAUGGACCCUCAAAUUGGAAGGAAAGUUUGCUAUGUCCAGUUUCCUCAAAGAUUUGAUGGCAUUGAUAGAAAUGAUCGUUAUGCCAACAGGAACACAGUCUUCUUUGAUAUUAACAUGAAAGGUCUGGAUGGAAUUCAAGGUCCGGUGUAUGUGGGCACAGGAUGUGUUUUCAGAAGGCAAGCUUUGUAUGGAUAUAAUCCUCCAAGGGGUCCUAAGCGCCCAAAGAUGGUAAGCUGUGACUGCUGCCCAUGUUUUGGACGCCGCAAGAAGCUUCCAAAGUAUUCCAAGAAUGAUGCAAAUGGAGAUGGUGCAAACCUCCAACUACAAGGAAUGGAUGAUGACAAAGAGCUAUUGAUGUCCCAAAUGAAUUUUGAAAAGACAUUCGGACAGUCAGCUAUUUUCGUGACUUCAACUUUAAUGGAACAAGGAGGUGUCCCUCCUUCCUCAAGCCCUGCUGCCAUGCUUAAGGAAGCCAUUCAUGUUAUCAGUUGUGGUUAUGAAGACAAAACUGAAUGGGGAAUUGAGCUGGGUUGGAUUUACGGAUCUAUCACAGAGGAUAUCUUGACAGGGUUCAAAAUGCAUUGCCGUGGUUGGAGAUCUAUUUACUGUAUGCCAAAGAGACCUGCAUUCAAGGGUACAGCUCCCAUCAACUUGUCAGAUCGGCUCAACCAGGUGCUUCGUUGGGCGCUUGGUUCCAUUGAGAUUUUCUUCAGUCGCCACAGUCCCCUCUUGUAUGGCUACAAGGGAGGGAAGCUCAAGUGGCUUGAGAGAUUCGCUUAUGUCAACACUACGAUCUACCCUUUCACCUCUCUUCCUCUUCUUGCCUAUUGUAUCCUCCCUGCCGUCUGCUUGCUCACCGAUAAAUUCAUCAUGCCACCGAUAAGCACUUUCGCAAGUCUCUUCUUCAUUGCUCUGUUCCUUUCAAUCUUUGGUACCGGCAUUCUUGAGCUGAGAUGGAGUGGAGUGAGUAUUGAAGAAUGGUGGAGAAAUGAGCAAUUCUGGGUGAUUGGCGGUGUGUCAGCUCACCUCUACGCUGUUAUCCAAGGUCUUCUGAAGGUCUUGGCUGGAAUUGACACCAGCUUCACUGUCACAGCCAAGUCUGCAGAUGAUGAGGAUUUUGGAGAGUUGUACGCCUUUAAAUGGACAACUCUCCUAAUCCCUCCAACCACUAUCUUAAUCAUUAACCUUGUUGGAGUAGUUGCUGGGAUUUCAGAUGCCAUAAACAAUGGGUACGAAUCAUGGGGACCUCUAUUUGGAAAGCUCUUCUUUGCCUUCUGGGUGAUUGUCCAUCUAUAUCCAUUCCUUAAAGGUCUGAUGGGGAGGCAGAACCGUACGCCAACAAUUGUUGUCAUAUGGUCUGUGCUCCUGGCUUCUAUUUUCUCCUUACUCUGGGUUCGAAUCGACCCAUUUGUGUUGAAAACCAAAGGACCUACCACAAAGCAAUGUGGAAUCAAUUGCUGAAAAUACUUGUAUCUUUUGUCUUUCUUGAAAUUUGCAUCUCCAGAGGAUACAAAUUCUUGGCUUUACAAAUUAUGAAGUUGAACCAAUAGAAAGGAGAUCCAUCAGAGUGAAUAAAGCUAGAGUAUAAAGUUUUUUGUAGCUUGAGUGAAAUGUAUACAGUUUUGUAUUUGUAAGUGUUUACUUCUGGCAACUAAAUGUUUCCAAUCAAUUUUUCAAUUUCCAAUUUA